UUGCUGGUAGUCCUCCGCGUCGCUAGCGGCGCUCAAUCUCAGACCUCUACAGAGCUCAGCUUUCUACUUCCGGAAGCUUUAUUAUCAAUGAUUUUGUCACUUGAGAGAGAUUAAACACUAUUCUGGUGUUUGUCUUUUGUUUUUGUCAAAAAUGUCCUACAAUUACGUUGUAACAGCCCAGAAACCUACGGCGGUUAACGCCUGCAUCACAGGUCACUUCACCUCUGCUGAAGACCUCAAUUUGCUCAUAGCUAAAAACACACGUUUGGAAAUCUAUGUGGUCACAGCAGAGGGCCUGAGGCCCGUCAAAGAAGUGGGCAUGUAUGGCAGAAUUGCUGUUAUGGAGCUCUUCAGGCCCAAGGGUGAGAGCAAAGACCUGCUGUUCAUUCUUACAUCUAAGUACAACGCCUGCAUCCUAGAAUACAAACAGACCGGGGAGAGCAUUGACAUCAUCACCCGAGCCCAUGGCAAUGUCCAGGAUCGUAUUGGGCGUCCGUCAGAGACGGGUAUCAUCGGAAUUGUAGACCCAGAAUGCCGCAUGAUUGGCCUGCGGCUGUAUGACGGCUUGUUUAAGGUGAUCCCAUUGGACAGGGACAACCGUGAGCUCAAAGCUUUCAACAUCAGACUGGAGGAGCUCCAGGUCAUCGACGUUCACUUUCUGUAUGGCUGCCAGGCUCCAACUGUUUGUUUCAUCUACCAGGACCCUCAGGGACGCCAUGUGAAGACCUAUGAGGUUUCUCUGAGGGAGAAGGAGUUUAACAAAGGCCCCUGGAAACAGGAGAAUGUGGAGGCUGAGGCUUCAAUGGUGAUCCCAGUCCCUGAGCCAUUUGGUGGAGCUAUAAUCAUAGGACAAGAGUCUAUCACCUACCACAAUGGAGACAAAUACUUGGCCAUUGCACCACCCACUAUCAAGCAAAGCACCAUUGUCUGCCACAACCGCGUGGACCCCAAUGGCUCACGGUACCUGCUCGGUGACAUGGAGGGACGUCUCUUUAUGCUGCUGUUGGAGAAGGAGGAGCUAAUGGACGGCACAGUGGUGCUCAAAGACCUGCAUGUGGAGCUGCUUGGAGAGACAUCUAUUGCUGAAUGUUUGACCUACUUGGACAACGGUGUUGUGUUUGUGGGCUCUAGAUUAGGCGACUCCCAGUUAGUAAAGCUCAACGUGGACAGCAAUGAGCAAGGCUCAUACGUGGCUGUGAUGGAGACAUUCACCAAUCUGGGCCCUAUUGUGGAUAUGUGUGUGGUUGACCUUGAGAGGCAAGGCCAAGGCCAGCUGGUGACAUGCUCAGGUGCAUUUAAAGAGGGCUCUCUUCGGAUAAUCCGCAAUGGCAUUGGAAUUCAUGAGCAUGCCAGCAUUGACCUGCCAGGAAUCAAAGGUCUGUGGCCUCUCCGCUCUGAGGCAGGCAGAGAGACAGAUGACAUGCUGGUGCUGUCUUUUGUGGGUCAGACACGAGUGUUGAUGCUGAGUGGUGAGGAAGUUGAGGAGACUGAGCUUCCAGGCUUUGUUGACAACCAGCAGACAUUUUACUGUGGAAAUGUGGCACACCAACAACUUAUUCAGAUCACAUCAGGCUCUGUGCGCCUGGUGCUUCAGGACAGCAAGACGUUGGUGAGUGAAUGGAAGGAGCCACAGGGCAGGAACAUCAGUGUGGCUGCGUGCAACCACACCCAAGUGGUGCUUGCUGUGGGCCGAGCCCUCUACUACCUGCAGAUCCUAGCUGGAGAGCUCAAACAGAUCAGGUAGGACAAAAAUGGGGACU
Molecule: messenger RNA, 1760 nt
Organism: Pundamilia nyererei
Lineage: Eukaryota; Metazoa; Chordata; Actinopteri; Cichliformes; Cichlidae
Product: DNA damage-binding protein 1-like
Exons: 13
Coding region: 152-1744 (530 amino acids)
Molecular function (GO): protein binding
Source: RefSeq, a predicted model, not a curated record